Molecule: messenger RNA, 510 nt
Organism: Ilex paraguariensis (yerba mate)
Lineage: Eukaryota; Viridiplantae; Streptophyta; Magnoliopsida; Aquifoliales; Aquifoliaceae
Source: the annotation of a GenBank genome assembly
AUGGUGGCUGAUUCGCCGUCAAACAACCAAGCGAUCGAAAAUUUUAGCUCUGAUGGUAGCAUCACAGUUCAUGCCGGUGAAAGACUGGGUCGCGGUAUUGUUACAGAUCCAAUAACUACCCCAGUAGUUAACACAUCUGCCCACUUCUUCAAAAAAACUGCUGAUCUCAUUGAGUUCAAGGUCCUUGCAGGUUGUAUUAGUGGCUCUGAUAAAUUGAUUUCAGCAGUUCGUAACUUGCAUUACAUUCUGGGUGAUGCUCUCAACCCGAAAUGCUGCAAAUCUAAUCAUCUGAGGCUUGAAGACACUGCAUCUUCCCGUGCAGCAGCAAAAUUCAACUGCAUUAAGGAUGAGAUUUUAGAGGCACAUCCCAAGGUCAGGCGUUUCUAUUAUCCAGGCUUGCCAGGAUAUCAAAUUGCAAAGCGGGAUCUUUCCCCAUCAGAGAGAGCCAAGUAUGGGAUCAUGGACAACUUGGUUCGUUUCAGCUUUGGAGUUGAAGAUUUUGAAGACUAA